AUGUCCUUAUGGGUAGACAAAUAUAGACCACGGACCUUGUCCCAGUUGUCGUAUCACAAUAGUAUCACCCAAAACUUACGUGCUCUUUCCAAAUCUGGAGACUUCCCCCAUCUUUUAGUUUAUGGACCAAGUGGAGCAGGGAAAAAGACUAGAAUCUAUUGUACUUUGCAUGAACUAUUUGGAUCUUCGGUCGAAAAGCUCAAGAUUGAUGUCAAGAAUUUCGUUACUACGUCCAAUCGUAAGCUUGAGUUUAACGUUUUGAGUUCCCCUUACCAUUUGGAAAUAACACCUUCCGAUAUGGGUAACAAUGACCGUGUUGUAAUCCAAGAUUUAUUGAAGGAUGUUGCUUCAACAGAACAAGUGGAUUUUGGAAACCAAAGCAGCAAAAAACAUAGGUUCAAAGUUGUCAUUAUCAAUGAGGCCGAUUCAUUAAGCAGAGAUGCACAAGCUGCAUUGAGAAGAACUAUGGAAAAGUAUUCAGCAAAUAUCAGAUUGAUUUUGGUUUGCAAUUCAAUAUCAAAUAUUAUUGCUCCUAUAAAGUCCAGAACCUUGUUGGUGAGAAUACCUAGUCCUUCAGUUGAAGAUAUAGGCUCCAUUUUGGGACAUGUUGCAGAGAAGGAGCGCGUCAAGUUCUCGUCUACAAAUGCUCAGGAGAUUUCACAAUUUUACAGUCAGGUUGCAAACACAAGUAAUCGCAACUUGAGAAGAUCAUUAUUGGCUUUUGAAACCAUUCAAAUGCAAAACGAGACCAUUAAUGUUAAGCAGUUACAUUCGGUUAUUGUUUUGGAUUGGGAAACUGUAAUCAAGAAUAUGGCAAAGACAAUUACCAGCAGUAGGAAUGUGGCGACAUUGGCCAAGUUAAGGACGGUCUCAUAUGAGUUGUUGUCUCACUGUAUUCCAGCAAGAACUAUCUUGAAGAAUCUUUUAUUUGAGUUGAUCAAUUUAGCAAGGGGCAAAUCCACUUUAAUUCAAGAGAUUGUCAAGAUAGCAUCUACUUUUGAUGAGAGAUUGAGUCUUGGACAAAAGAGUAUCUUCCACUUGGAAGGUUUCGUGGCCAAAACUAUGCUUGCAAUAGACAACUACAGCUGA
Lodderomyces theae is the source of this 1089-nucleotide messenger RNA. It is a transcript of the gene RFC5, whose product is annotated as replication factor C subunit 5. The transcript has a single exon. Gene Ontology annotation, molecular function: ATP hydrolysis activity; DNA clamp loader activity; DNA binding. NCBI's taxonomy places the organism in Eukaryota, Fungi, Ascomycota, Pichiomycetes, Serinales, Debaryomycetaceae. Bases 1 to 1089 code for a protein of 362 amino acids. Gene Ontology annotation, cellular component: Ctf18 RFC-like complex; Elg1 RFC-like complex; DNA replication factor C complex. The record is from RefSeq and is a predicted model, not a curated record. Gene Ontology annotation, biological process: DNA-templated DNA replication; DNA repair.